AGAGGAGGGCGGCGAAGGGGGGGGGGGCGCCCACUAAAGAUGUGUAGUGAAAUUCUAUUUAUUUAUUUAUUUAAAUAAAAAAAAUGGCCGCCGCAGAGAGCGGAGAGGAGAGACUCGAGGAGAAGAGUGAGGAGCACGACCAGCAGGCCUCAAAGGACAAGACGUUCAAGCCGAAGAAGGUGAAGCGGGAUCGACGGGAUGAAGAGCUGGAGGAGCCCACGGUGUCCAGCCAGCCUCCCGCACCAGGGGAGCAGCAACAGGACCAGAAGCCGGCAGCGGAGUCCGGGCAGGCGCCAUCUCCCCAUGCCGAGGAGGUCAACCCCGAAGCCUCAGGCUCUCCUAAGCAACGGCGUUCGAUAAUCCGUGACCGAGGGCCGCUGUAUGAUGACCCCUCGCUGCCGCCGGGCUGGACACGGAGGCUGAAGCAGAGAAAGUCUGGUCGUUCGGCUGGGAAGUACGAUGUCUACCUGAUAAACCCAGAUGGGAAAGCCUUCCGUUCCAAAGUGGAGCUGAUAGCGUACUUCCAAAAGGUAGGAGAUACCACCACCGACCCCAAUGACUUUGACUUCACGGUUACGGGCCGUGGCAGUCCCUCGCGGCGUGAGAAGAAGCCCCCGAAGAAGCCCAAGGUCGUGAAAGCUUCUGGACGGGGGAGGGGGCGCCCCAAGGGCAGCGGCAAGGUGCGGCAGGCUACGGAGGGUGUAGCCAUGAAGCGAGUGGUGGAGAAAAGCCCUGGCAAACUGCUGGUCAAGAUGCCAUUCGUCUCAUCGAAGACGGAGGUGGGUGGGCCUUCGGGGCAGGCUGCAGGCACCAAAACGCGGCCCGGCCGCAAAAGAAAGAUGGAGCAGGAACCGCAAACUGCUCCGAAAAAGAGGGGCCGCAAACCGGCCACGGCCCCUGUCGCCGGCGGGGUGGUCUCCAGCACUCCCUACACGACUUCCAUGACGCUGGCCACCGAGGCCAAGAAGAAAGCCCCUAAGGAGUCUUCUGCAAAGCCGGUGCAGGAGACGGCACUUCCCAUCAAGAAGCGCAAGACGCGAGAGACUGUGGAGGAGUUGGAGGCGCCCGUUACCACGACGCCGGUCGCUGCUGCCACGGAGACUAGGGCGGAACCGGGGGCGGGGCAUGGGGCGGGAACAGGUGCCCUGGCCGGAGUGGAGGUGCUGGAAAAGGGACCGAAGUUGCCAAAAAGCCCAGGAAGGAAGCACAAGGAGGCGCCGGCGUCCCCAGGAAGCGGGGGGAGCAGUGGCAGCAGCAGUCCCUCCAAGACCCAGAAGAAGGAGCGAGCACAGCAGCACAAACACCAUCACCACCACCAUCACCAUCAUCCGCACUCGCCCCCACCUCCGCCUCUGCCGCCCUCACAGCCGGCCCCAUACCCAGCGCACACACACCAACACUCCCACGGCCGAGCCACACAGGGGGGGGCUCCGGCUUUCCAAGACAACGAGCCCCAGGACUUGAGCACCCCGAGGUCCUGCCACGAAGACAAGCAGCAGCUCCUGGCCCACAAGGAGGUUGCCAGAGCCGACAGCUGUCCCAGCAGGGACACAGUGACCAAGACUCAAGCAGCAGCAGCGGCGGUGGCCAGCGACCUGAAAGGCAAGCACCGGGUGGGCGAGGGGGUGGAGGGAAGGGAGAUGAAGGACAUCGUGCCCACAUCAGCUGUGCCCAGGCCCAGCCGGGAGGAGACGGUAGAGUCCAGGACGCCAGUCAGCGAGAGAGUGAGCUGACUGACUUAACCAAGAGUGCAGAAACAUACGAAGGGUGGGAGGCAUUGGCAGUGAGAGCAGCAAUUUUUUGAAAAAAGAGGAAAAAAAGAAAAAAAAAAAGGAAAAAAGUGUGUGUGCGUGUGUGUAUAUAUAUGUAUAAACAUAUAUGUAUAUGUGUAUAUUUAUGUAUAUAUAUGUAUAUACAUACAUAUACAUGUAUAUAUAUGAUAAAACAAAGGCAGCUGUUGUGUCUUGUUCUUUCUGUGGGUUGGGCUGUUUAACCAACAAUGAUAACGACAAAAGAAAAAACAGAUUGCUUCCUGAUAAAUUUACAGGUCUUUUUUCAGCUUUAUUAUUAUUAUUAUUAUUAUUAUUAUUAUUAUUAUUUUAUAUACCAUAUAGAUUUUUUUAUGCCAUCAGACACCCCUUCUUAUUGUUACUCCUUCAAAGCUUCAGGGAUGUGGAAGAUCUGCGAGGCUCUAUGCGUCUUUGAAACCAACCCCCAACCCCCCCGGAUGGUGAAUUGCCACUCAAAGUCAUAGUCAAUUCAGCACAUAACAAAACGUAAAGUGUGUUUUUCCCCAUUCCAGAGAACAAAUUAUUUUCACGAUGUUUUAUACACAUUUCAUAUAACUAGCAUAAAUAAGGGAAAUCUGUUAUGUGCUGCAUAAAUCUUAUUAAAACCUUAGCAACAUUGAAUAUUUCACUAGAAAAAAAGCAUUCUUCAGUAAAUGCUUCCCCUCUCCAGUGUUCUAUAGCAACCCGGCCCUCAAGGACACCCAUCCCAGCUCUUGGUAGGAGCAAAAACAUGGACUGUCUUAGGCGUUCUCAAGGACUGGGUUGGAAAGCACUGUUCUACAGCAUGCUACUAGGGGAGAGAGAGACGACAUGCACAGAAAACCUUGGUUUUCUGCUAGAAGCAAAUUACAAACUUGCCUGCUUACCAGAUUUUACAACCCAGUGUUUGAACUGUAUUCGAAAUGACCCUUUUUAAUUUCCCCCAAGUUAACCUCUGGAAUAUUUUUUCCGUUGUUUUAGGUUUCUCUCUCCCUUACGUUGUAAUUUUAUACAACAUAGUACGAGGAUUGUGGGCUGUUAUGAUGCUCCCACUAGAGCAGUAGUAUGAAGUUUUUCAGCUUGAUUUGGGUCCCACAGUCUACGUGAUGUGACUUUGCCUUGUGCUGUUCCAUCUCCACUGAAGCUUUGAAUAGAGAUUUAAUUUUCUUAUUAUUGUUGUUUUGUUUUUUUGUUUUUUUGCCACAGUCCAAUAAGAACUUCCUGUCAGCUGGUGAAGGGGAAUGAUGUCUGUACCCUUUCAGACUAAAAGUGUUUUUAAGGAGCUUCCUUUUUGGGCUUUUAAAUUCUUGCUCCAGUGCUAACUGUACAAUUACCCUAUACACAAUUACCCUACAAUCAAGAUACCUUUACUGCAGACCGUCAUGGGGCUGCUGAUCAGCUCUCCGUUUGAUAGAGUAUGACUGUUAAAGUGGAAACCCAUGCAGGUUGUAAUCUGAACCUUACUUAGGGAAGCAUAUAUUGAAAACCAAUGUAUGGAUCUCCUGGUUAAACAUUAAAAUGAGUAAAGUUAGCAUUGUAUCAUAGUAUUUUAAAUAUUUAAUAGGCUGACAUUCUUUUUUACCUGUGUAAAUAAAACGGCAGUGUAUUGUCAGCUUCAGCAUUGUGUGCCCUUGACGGUUUCUCUCUGUCGCUAGUUGACACAUGAAGGGCAGUUUGCACUGAAACACGCAGGGAGCAGAGACGACAUCACAAACAGAUUAACCGAGAGCCGCUACUCCGCUACACUUGGUCUUCAGCUCCCUCGUUUGCCAAUAUUACUCCAUACAAUAUUUGUUUUAUGUUAGAAAAAAAAAAUCAUGUUUGCUUCAAACUAAAGGCUACCAAAGAAUCUUUUUUUUUUCAUCUCUUCUUUUAUGUUUUUUGCCCAAACUAUCAGUGCCCUUCAUGUUUGAAUAAGGAAAUUAUUUCGAUAAGUGUGAUUAUUCAAAUAAAAUUAUUUAAUAGUGAUAUGUUUUAAAUGCCCAUAAUAAGUGUCAUCUUGUUGUUUUAAGGUUGCUGGCAAUGUACUUAACAUAAAAAUCAGUACUACUUCGAAUUGUAAUUGGUAUAUGUACCAUAAUUACAUACGUUUGUAAUAAUGAACAGCUGGGAUAUUUAAAUUCUGCAUUAUUCCAAAGACAUCAUUUUAAGUACCUGAAUCCACUCGAGGAAGUUCUUGUGUGUCAUAUGUAUUUAUGAAAUGAUUUACAAAAUGUUAAAAAAAAACUGUUACCUUUGUUGCAAGUGGUGAAGCACUUUUUGUUAAAUGAAUCACGUUAUCAUACAAAAUAUGACAAGGAAGAAUGAUAGUACCUGAAAUCUUUUAGGCCCUUUCCUGUUUUCAGCAGACAAGCUGUUGAUUCACCAAACCCAAUGAUUUACGUUUCAUGUCCGGAGGUUGAGACCUGUACAAUAUUUCAGUACUCUCUGUUUGCAUGCUCUCGCAUUCUGAUUAUUUCUCCGUUUCAUUGUGAAGUUGGCUAUUAGGAAAUAAAUAGGUUUAGUUUUGAGUAGUAAUCCCCAACCGUGGGUUAAAAGCAAAAUAUGUAGCACAAAAUGGUUAUGCAUGCUACAAUUUUGGAAUUGCUUUGUUGAUGCCACAGUCCAUUCCGAGACAAUGAGUAUAUGUAAUUCCUUACCGGAAUAGGGAUCAUUGUGCAGCAUUGUGCAGUUGACAUAUUAUAAACCAAAAGGAGCUUUUGGUUUCACAGCCGUGAUGUGUCCUGCAUCCCAUUCACAUUCAGAUAGGACAAUACAUAUUCAAGUGGUAGGUUUUGGAGCAUAGUUUAGGUUUACAUGCACAUGUACAUGCACAGACGACUGUAUGGUGACUUCCAUCUGCAACACACUAACCUAGUGUGUGUAUGUGUGUGCGCACAUGUGACACAGAUGGUCAGAUUCAGUUUCAGGCCCAUUUACACUCACAAAGAUCUGGAAGCGACCUAUAAAUGAAAGGAGAGUUCAGCAGACACUAAACUUCCCAGUCGUGCAAGGCAUGUAAUGAAAGUACGGAUUUGGCCUUCUCAUUGUUCUCUGUCUACCUUCUGUCUUGGUCUGUCUUGAUCUGAAAACCUUCCCUUUCUCUGGCUGCAGCUUAAAGUGCGAGGGCUCUAUUUGGAGAGUCAGUGAACAGCAAGGGGCAGGACUUCUGGUUCAUUCGAGUGUUCAUCAUCCUCUUCUUAUGAUUGCACUCUAGAAGAUUGUACAUGUAUUUUUGUGUAGCUGUGGAACAGUGACUUCCUGGGAGUUAUAUAUUUUGUCUUGAUGGUUUUUAUAUAAAAAAAACAACAAUGUGUAAAUACUUGUGUAGAUCAGAAGGACGGACGGGGUAAAAGAAAAGGACAGGCAAGCUACUUAGAGCAAAGAUAAAGGCAUCCAAGCGUCGUGGUUUUUAAACUGAUUUAAACAGCUUGUCUCCAGAUUUAACAAUGGCAGGAUUUAUUGCCUUGUCACAAUUCUUUGGUUGAACAGACAUCUAAAUGAAUUUAAUGAUUGUAGGGUCAUAUUGCAAGCACAACUGUUUCAGAUCAAUGUCUGAUGCUAAUAAUGUCCUGGGGUCCCAAAACUGAAACCAUGGGCUUGGGAUUAUGGAGGGUUUAUGGAUUAUUUCAGUCGAUCCAAUAAAAAUGACAACCAAAAAAAAAAUAGUAGAGCAAUUAUGAAGUCUGGUUUUAAAAUAGACAAAAAGUGCUGAAGAACUAUUUGUGGAUAUAUCCAUCAAUCUGUUGUUUAGAAAAAUCAAUAUGCAUUCAGUGGAGAACCUGCCUGGUUGCUUCACCUUGCCUUCAUUUGGCCUGAUCUGUUUUGGGAUGUAGAAAACAAUAGGUUACUUUUGGUUUAGACUAGUCUCAGGCUAUUCCAUGACAAUACAAUCCGGGCACCAAGUUUCCCAGGCUAUUUCUAAAGUGACUACAGAAUAUCAAAUGAUAUUCUAUUACUGUGGGAUAUUAAAGUGUGAGAUAUUGAUGUCUGCCACAUUUUUAAUAUAGACUAAGUGCAUUUAGCUGCUUGACAUAAUUGGUUGUAGAAUGCUAAUUCUGCAUUGAUGAAUUACAGUAAAAAGAUAUUUGUGUUGUGGACCGGUAGGAAGAAGUAGACUGAGAAGAAAGGAUAGUCAGCAUCAGAUCCACACUCUUCCAUUCUUCACUGAUAUUUAUUGACAUCCACGUCUUCAUGAGAGAUUAAUUAAUCAGAUAAUGGCCCCUUUAUAACGGAAGAUUCCAUGGCACCUGGAAAGCUGAGUCUUAACUGUGCUGUUGCAGUCCUUCCACGCUUACAAUCAGCUUCCAGUGAGCAUGACCUGUCGUCUAAAUAACUGCAUGCUGGAUCUCGUGCCGGGUGAUGAGGUAAACGAUACCACAACCGCUUUCUGUAUUAUAAUCCACUAAUGCUGGUGUAACAAACUCCCCCCCCCCCCCCCCCCCCCCCCCCAAAAAAAAAAAAAAUUCAUUGUGCCUUAUGCCUGUCUCUGUGGGCUAAAAAUGGCAGGAGAGUUAGGAUGCGAGCACGGACCCACACAUCGGUGCAUGAUGUAGAGUCCUGUGAGGUGAAAGGCCCGUACGCACACUCGGAGGACUAAGCCAGCCACAAUAUGACCAGUCCUCCAGAGAGACGGCGAGGUGAUUCCAGAGAUAGCAUGUGAGAGAGUGCUGCUCUAAAAGAAAAACAAAGAAAUCAAAAAGACUGGAUCUCACACACAGGCAGGACAGAUUAUAUAUAAGUGCUUACAUCGCAGUAUCUUAUCAGAGGAAGUAAGUCCAGUGUGCUCGGAAGACUCCACAAACUGCGUAAGAAAAUAACAGGCUCUGAUAUGUUAAUAUGCAGAUGCAUCACCUGAGAUAUAGGGUAAACCCACCACAAUCACAAUGGAAAACAUUGAUCAAAAGAUUAAAGCUGCUAUUAGACAGCUUGUAUACACUAGAAAUAGAGAAAUACUGUGUUUUAAGGCUCUACACACCUUUUUUUUUAUAAAAUAAGUAGAGAUUCACACUUGCAUGGCAACUGUACACAGCUCUAUUUAUUAGGAAAGUUUGAAGGCUUAAUUUCAGCAAUGUUUAUCACUGUCACAGACCAGUAUCUUAGACUAGUUAUCUAGUGGCAUCCUCUUUUCAUCCUAUUUUCUUGUUCUGGUAUGUGUUUUAGUUUAAGAAAGAACAUAACACUGACAAUCAAACAAGUAAGUAGUUGAGAUCUUUCAGUGUAAUCCAGAACUUAUUUGAACUCCUCAUUAAUGUAUCCUCACAGCAACGACACGGAUCCCAUAACGUAACGGGACAAAGCAGAGAGCUGAAUUGAGCAGUGUGAGCGUGUCCUGCUCUCCUCCCCUCGCCUCCCUUCUCCCCCGACCAUGGCACUCUCAGGUCGGGGCUCAUAGGAAAAGAGCAAUCUUGCUCGAAAAGGGCUACGUAACAUUUUCAAAUCUGAAGGGGAAAAAAAAUAAAUAAAAAGCAGCACCAGGAAAAACGAGGCGCCAGUGUCUGUGAGCACGCCAGUGUCUGUGAGCACGCCAGUGUCUGUGAGCGCGCCAGUGUCUGUGAGCGCGCCAGUGCCACACGGCAUCCCCCCUCCUGCGUGUGGCUCACUGAGUAAGUGCUGCCUGCCUCUCUCACUGGUUUCCCCAGUGACUCCAAACAUACCAUUUUGCAGAGCAUCAUUUCGAGCACUCGCUUACCCGGGGGCGCACUCCCAGGGGACUGCGCCCCUGAUCUGGACUUUGUGAAGCGGGGGCCUGAGGAGGAGAAGCUGGGAAGGACGCUGACACGACAAGCUGGAGCAAUACAAGGGCAAAACUAACCCGUCCAAGUAGGGCAACCAUGGCCUGUAGUGGACAAUGCUACACAGAAGGUGAAACCAAUAUUAACAAAUUAAUGAAUUUAACAAACAAACUGAAACCUCCAGGCAUGAAUGUUGAUGCCAUGUGGCUUCGAUUACAAGAAGUAAUCUCUACGAAAAGUGCAAACAGCCUGGCUGCAACAGAAGGGAUAGUGCCUUGCUUUGGAGAUUGACUUGGGUGAUAGAAGUGGCCUUUGAUUAAAGCUAUAAUCUCUUUCCAAAUAAAGUAAACGAAAAGUCUAAGGUGGGCUGAUUAAAUAUUUUCCCGAUUAGGUUCUAAUGGUGUUGCUUGUAUUAUUAUUAUUAUUUAUUUAUUAUUAUUUUGAAACAUUUUUUUGCAUAUACGUGAUAACUUGCAACCUAACAAAAAUAUAUGUCUCACCACAUCAAGUACCGUGUUUUAAUUCAGAGCAGUUGAUUGCCAAAUAUCAUUUCCUAUGAGUAAUUCGGUAAAUUGAAAUUGCUGUGACACAGCUGGGGGAAAUUGUCCAGGAAGGCCUGGCUCACAUUUAAUGUAUUUGCUCAUGUAUUUUGUUCCAACUGCUAAAAAAGAUCUUUCCAUGUCAAGUUAAGAUCAGUUUACAGCAGCUAAAAAGAGUGCUGGCAGAGAGAAUGCCAGGCUUGUUUGUAUUUACAACAGGCAAACACUGCGCCUCUUUCUCUCAAGCAGGCUGAAUGGGGCUUGCGCUGACAGUACUCUGGCUGUCAUCUCCUCAGACGCCGUCUGACUCUCGUCGUUUGCCCCUGGCAGGCAGAUUGCGAGCAUUCUGCCCAAGCCACAGUCGGGGCGAAGUGCUCAGCCUGCUGCAGCCAGGAAAGCAGCUACUCGCCCCUGUUCUCGGUGUGUCUGCUGGCUGAGCCCCGACAGCUCAGCGCUAAUGCUGGUUUUAGCAUGAGCUCUGCUGCUACAGUCAUAUUCAUUUGUUACAGUUAUUUGAAGCAUUAAACAAAUGGAAUAAAAAUUUACAGCUACAAAUAAUUUUAAAUGAUUUACAAAUUUAGGCUUAACAAGUCCUAAUUAAAUAUCUCCCAGUCAUUAACAACACUGAAAUAGAAUAACGACUGUUAAAUCCAUUUAGUUUGAAAUUUAGGUCUGUUGUGUCUUUAUAGAAUAGUAUUGUGCCUUGAAGUUACUAUGAUAAUACUUUGAAGCUUUUUCCAAGCUUUUCCUUUGGGCAUUUUAACUUUGAGUGUUUCUGGGGGAAUUGAAUAUAUAACAAGUUGGUGGAGCUUGAACAUUGCCUGCAGUCAGACAGGCAAGUGCAUUGGGGAAACAUCUGUUUGAAAAGCUUCUAAAUGGCAAUAAUGAAUAUGUCAAGACCAAGGUCUCAUGUUGAUUACUGAUUCUCCUUAAAGUGCCCUGGUUUACCAGAUGCUUGUAUGAAUUUGGAGGAAGUCGUUGGCAAGAGAAUUGUUCUUCAUUGUAGUUUUCAAACACCUCCGAUUCCUGGUUAUUAGUCUGCUUUAUUCUUUCUCACCAUAACUUUACACCCUAUGAAAUACAUGAAUGUCUUGACUGUGGCCAGUUCACCCAGAAGGGGAAAAAAUAAAGGUAAAUUUGCACUUUAUAACAUGUUGCCUGGCAAGACACUCGCCUUUUGUAUGUGUUUUUAUCUUCCAAAGUAGGUUUUUUUUUUAUUUUAUUUUUGUAUUAAUUUUAUUAUAAGUUAACAACAAAAGGGAUGGGGGAAGUCUGUGUAUCUGCAAAGACCAUUUUAACAAUUAUUAAAACAGUUAUUAAAUUUGGAUGUCAAAGGUCACUUUUCAUUUGCCCAGCCAAGCCCUUGCCUUCCUGAAACUGAAAUCCGUAGUUUGUCUGCUUUUAUAUCGAUUUGCUGUGUUGUUCCUUGUGUUUUCCCUGUAUUACAAAAAUGCUAAACAAGUGAAUUGUUUCACUAUACAUAGCUACAAAUUAAAAAAAAAGAAAUGUGCUAUAAAUGCCAUAUAUAUCUUUUGUAGCGAGGAAGACUAAUCUUUUGUAUCCCUUUUGGUUUAGGGAACGAUGACACCCGGUGCAUAUGAAAGUAGGGCUUUACAUGUAGCUGUCAUCCAGCAGGAGUAAAAGACGCACAAAUAUAACGAUGUUGACAUGAUGUAGCUCCUCUGUCACCUGGCCUUACCUGUUUUUUGACCUGUGCAUCGGAAUUAAGGAAAGAGGGGAUUUCUGGGUGGGGUAGGCCUAUGUACCAGAGAGAUUAAGGAGACUAACGCUGUUCGACAGCCAGGAUGCAGACCCUGCUGGACAGUGUGUUGCAAUGGCAAGUCUGGGGAUAAAUAAAGACUGCUUGGGCACAGAAUGUUCUAGAUUAGUGAAAGGGAAGAAGAAAAGAUGUCCCAGUGCUUCCAGUUCCAGUAUACCUGUGUGCUUUGUGAACUGCUGGAUGGGACAGAGGGGGUAGCUUGGCUCUAAGUCCCCCCCCCCUUCUAGUUGGACAUCACUUUCAGUAGCAUCUCCAGUGUCGCGGGCACACAAGACUGUGGGACUGUACGGCAGUGUGCUGGAGAGCCCCCCUCCGCUUUGGCGAUAUCAGCAGUGCGUGAGGCAGCGGUGACUUGAAGUGACCUUUGGAGCGUCGUUAGCUGGAAACGAAAAGAUUAGUUUUCCUCCCAAGGCUGAACUGGGUGUCUACAUCCUUGAGUGGGUCUGCGUGGCCAAUGUGAGUAUGGAAAGCGGAGGAGAUGGCGUGUAGCUUGCACUUUGAAGACCUCCCCUGCUGCAGCACAUUAUGCUCUGUUGUGUUUCAAUAUUUACAACUCGGCUCUUUUUUGUUUGUUUGGUCAUAACACCUAGCAGUAAACUGUCAGUUUCCUGUAUCUAGUUCUUUCAAUGAAAUGUUUCUGCAUCCCUUUGUAUGUCCUAGUUCAACAUCUUUAUUCCAGCGUCUGAAAGCUCCGCAGAACUUCCCUUUGACACCCAGAAUGACCUCAGCAGAGGGUGUCAUUACUCAAAAGUAGUAUUUCAGCAGAAGGCGCUUUGCAUCUGUGCCAUACACAUUGGGGAUCUUGAAACGACGGCUGUAACAAUUGUGAUCCCCGUUACUAUCCCUACAUUCAUUUGAAAAGUUGUAUGUUCUGAAAUAAUUGAAUGAGUCUUUGCUGAAGUGUAACAUAACCAGAGUUUGGUUUAGUUUGGACAUGAGGUCCAUAAAUGAUCCGGAUAAGAAACAUUUUCCUCUUUGUAACUUUCAUUUGAAAUUUGUUGUGGUGUAAUUUGUCUUUACAUCAUGAUAUUACAAUGGUACUCCUUUGCCAGCAGAAAAUUACCACCGCCCUAUCCUACUUUUUAUGUCACUUUGGUUCCAAAUAAUAAAGAUCAAGAUUACACAAAAUAUACAGUCAGUUUACAACUCGAAAGCCCAGGUGAUAAUUCAAUUUGUAUUUUUGAUACCAAAACACAACUAUAUCUGUGGGUAGCGAUGGGAAGAAGUCCACUAUGAACAAAUCAAUAUGGAUGAUUUAAAGACAUUUCACCCAUCUGUGAAUAUAGGAACUGUGAGCAUGAUGUACAUUUUUAAAAUGAUUGAUUGUAUAAAGUGUAUCAAAUGAUGGGGCACAGAUGCUUAACUUGUAUGGGGGAAAAGAUCUAUUUAUAACAAUAAUAAACCAUAUUAAUUUCUACAACAUUUUCAGAAUUAAAAGUGAAAGAUGUUUAUUUGAGUAAUCAUUAUAGAUCCUUUGAUAUGGCAGUCAGCUAAGGAAAAAUGAGUUAAAAAAUUAUUUUUAGUGAUUAUUUCUUUAGCAUUUCUAGAUGUUAACCUCUCUAACGUAUGUCUUAAAAAGCUCAUUUUUCCUGAUGUUCAGGUUGAAUGGUCUUGCAGAGUACAGUGUUUCUGGUUCCAGGCCUCUGUCUGGUUUUAGACACCUGUCCAGUUCAACACAUUCAUGCUGUGCCCUGGCCGCACAUUACUGCAGACAUAUAUUAAUGCAUCUGCAGGGCAGGGCUGCGGAACCCUGCAUGGCUGUCUGAUGUUUUUCUACUGAAGUAAAGGAGGUUGAUUGGCUGUCAGGCUAAGAGAGAGUCAGACUGGCAGCAGACGCUGUAACCUGGCAUGUACUGUCUGGCAGGAAAACUCAUACAGAGAAGCAUGAUUCUCUCAGCCACUUAAAGACGCAGCAGAAACAGAAGCGACAUCCACUGCUUGUAUAUACAUAUUGUACAUGCAUACCGAUGCUAUUCAGACAUUCAUUAUGUUGUUUUAGUCAAACAAGUUUUGUCUUUUGUUAACUUUUUUUGUCUUGCUGUUCAGUAGAAUAUUUGCACUUUUAUAGAUGAAAAUUGUGGAAUACGGUAUUCGUUGUUCUUUCAGCUGUUUAAAUAUUUUAAUUUCUUCAUGCAGUGUGUGUAUAUGUGUGUGUGUGUAUGUGUGUGUAUAUAUAUAAGUUUAGUGUGGCUAACCUGAUUUGAAUAUUUAAUUCUACAAUAUAUACAUCGGUAUAUACUGUAUUAAUGUUAUCUUACUAAAGGCUGAGUUACUGGGGUCUAUAUUUUUAAAUAUUGUACUGUUAAAUCUCCUGUAAGAUUUUAGGGUUCUCCUUGGGGCUUUAACUUUGCUGCCUUUGGCUGCCACACUAAAAAUGAACAACAAAUAUUGGUCUGGACAGGCGUUGGGCAUCAUACCACCAUUUACAUCAUUCUGGGGAUGAAUGUCCCCGAUACCUCUAGUUAGGUCUGUUGUGCAUUUUCAUAUUUUCAUGGUUAGGGUUUUAUUUCCAAGGGCUUUUUUUUGCCUCUCGAAGGUUUGAUAAUCUGUGCGGACUGUGUUUUGUUUGGAAACUUAAAAGGGACCCAUAUACACAGUUACGUAUAUGUUAACAAUGCAAACAUUCAAGAAAUUUUUAAAAAUUACUAUGAAUUAUGACAUUCUGUAAAAUGUUUUUACUGUACAGUACAAAGCAAGCAAAGAAAUCACCCCAGGCUUUAGCCUUUAGUAUAUAAAACGCACAUCUAAAAAUCUGCUGCCUCUAUUGAAACGACAAAUUACACAAGGUUUCUCUUGAAUGCUGUAAAUUGUCCUAAAAUCUGUAAAACUGAUCCAUAUUCUAAAAGAAGGUAAAUUGGUAAAAAUAUUUUUUUAAAAGGCAGUAAUGUCUGGUGAGACAUCCUCAGAACCAUCCGGAGGACAGCAACACUCCCAUUUAUUUAUACAUUUGUUAAAAACCAUCCUUCCUACUUUGAACUUUUCAUUAAAUUACAUAUAUGUUUGCCAUAUCUUAUCACCACUAUGUUAUAUCCUCGAUCUUUGAAAGAAAUUUAUACCAAAAACUUCCAGUGCAAUGUGGUAAUUAUACAUUUAUUUCCUGCUUUUUAGGGAUCUGUAAAUUGGUAUGUUUGCAUUUCAUAUUUAUUUAGUAUUUAUUCAGACAUGCUGCUAAAUAUGUGCAACGGCUCAGUUAAAGCAUGCAAAUUCAUAUUUUUGUAUAGUUGCGAACCAAUAAUAAUUGGAAAUCUGAACAUUUCUAGUGUUACAUCCAUACUGUACUUUACUCUGUUAUUUUUACCACUGUGAGCUUCUGAAAAAUGUAUGUUACACAGGAUAUACCCAACUUCCAAAUGUAUUAUGGACUUCUCUCUUUGCAGUUUUUCCAAGGAUACUACUGGCAGGAUUUAAAUAACAUUUCCAAUGGGACUCACCUAAUGUUAACACAUCAAUUAAUGACUAUCUGUGAAACUUCAUUGGUUGCUCUGUGAAUACCUUUUCAAAUUGGCUGUUUUUAGAACUGCAUUACUUCCUUUAUAGUUGUUGAACUAUUUUGCACCCCACACUGCUACUCACUCUUAUUGGAUACAUGCUUACACCGAGGAGAACAGCUGUAUGUGUCUGAAUGUUACCACUGCAUUGUGUAAUGCUUCUCCUGUGCAGCAUAGUUGAAUUUGAUCCAGUGACCUUUAUUAAGAAGUUCAGGGGACCUACUCCUGUUCACUGUGUUGCUUUAGCAGAUAGAGUCCCUCGCUCUCACUGUUUCUUGCUCUCGCACGUACACAAGUCCCCAGAAGUAAGAAGAUAAUGUCAGUCACCCAAAGAGCCCAGAAAACUGCUCUGAGAUCACUGGGUGAAUCACAGAACUUUUUCAAUCACAAGUAGUCAAGUUCUUUAACGGAUGAAUAAAAUGUUUGUGGGUCCCUAGAUAGUGAAAUCAAAUAAAAGCAGGUUGCUUCUUAAAACUUUCAGAUUAAUAAAGUAUCAGUUAUUUUUCUCAUAAACGAUACCUGUAAAUGGUGUCUCUAAAGUGGUAAAUGAUGAUUCAAAGAAUAUUUGCAUACCUUGAAAAGUUUUUAUGAGGUCAUAUGUUUAUUUUUGUAAAAUAAUUGUUCUGAUAUUAAAAGCUGAAACUAAACAAUAGCUUAAAUUGUAAUUGUAAUUAUUACUGAAUAGUGUAUUGCUAAAAUAUAUGAUGAAUCUGA
Molecule: messenger RNA, 14004 nt
Organism: Brienomyrus brachyistius
Lineage: Eukaryota; Metazoa; Chordata; Actinopteri; Osteoglossiformes; Mormyridae
Gene: mecp2
Product: methyl CpG binding protein 2
Exons: 3
Coding region: 84-1733 (549 amino acids)
Biological process (GO): negative regulation of transcription by RNA polymerase II
Cellular component (GO): nucleus; heterochromatin
Molecular function (GO): chromatin binding; double-stranded methylated DNA binding; methyl-CpG binding
Source: RefSeq, a predicted model, not a curated record